Molecule: messenger RNA, 644 nt
Organism: Salvelinus sp. IW2-2015
Lineage: Eukaryota; Metazoa; Chordata; Actinopteri; Salmoniformes; Salmonidae
Product: mast cell protease 1A-like
Biological process (GO): proteolysis
Molecular function (GO): serine-type endopeptidase activity
Source: RefSeq, a predicted model, not a curated record
AUGUGUGAUAUUUCCACUCCAUCUCACCUGCUCAUCCGGGAGGACUUUGUCCUGACUUCAGCACACUGCUUAAAGAAUGCUUAUCCUUUAACGGUGGUGCUUGGAACCCACGACUUAAAGAAGUGGAAGAAGAGUUGUCAGAAGAUUCAGGUGUCACAUUACCAUCGGCAUCCCUUACAUGAGAAUGCAACUCUUAUUAAUUUAAAGACCACAGCUCGUCUAACUGAGAACGUGACGGUCGUUGGACUCCCAAAGGAGGAUGAACAUAUCCCAGCAUCCCCCAAGUGCUCCGUAGCUGGUUGGGGCAAGACUAACUCAAACAACAACCAGGGUUCGGACGUUUUGAUGGCAGUGGCGGUGACGUUGGAGGAUAACUCUGAAUGCAAGAAGGUGUGGAAGAAAAACUUUGACAUAAAUCAAAUGAUGUGCACUCGUACUACCGGAGGGAAAGGAUUUUGUCAGGGAGAUUCAGGGGGAACUCUUAUUUGUAACAACAAAGCACAGGGUAUCGUUGCUUUUAAUUAUGCUGAGAGAUGUGAUGAUUCCCAAUAUCCUCAUGUGUACAUGAAAAUCCCUUUCUUUAUGCCCUGGAUUAAAGAGGUGUUGCACGGAUAUGGUGCCAACAUGUCUUUAACCUCUCUAGG